This is a messenger RNA of Closterium sp. NIES-65, 717 nucleotides long. NCBI's taxonomy places the organism in Eukaryota, Viridiplantae, Streptophyta, Zygnematophyceae, Desmidiales, Closteriaceae. The record is from the annotation of a GenBank genome assembly.
AUGAGUCAGACUUAUGCGUCAGUCUUUGGCACGUUUGUGAACAAGGACUAUGAGUCCGAGGAUGAGGUGAUGGGCCGUGAUUUCGGCACGUUUGUGAACAAGGAUUAUGAGUCCGAGGAUGAGGCGAUGGACACGGGCACGAUGCGUGUCGCCAGGUCAGACGAGCCGUCCGCCAAGUCAGCAGCCGCCACGUCAUCAGCGGAGGGCGUGGAGUCGUCUUCGGAUAACAUACGGCGCUGCGCUGGCGGCGUUGGGGGCGGGCAGCGCAAGGCCAAGCCGGCCCAGGCCAAGUCUGCUCCGUCCCGCAGGGCAGAGAGACCUCCAGUGCCCCCGAAGCAAGCAGCAGCAGCGGGCAUGGAACUGGAGGCGAAGAGGAGGAAGGGCACGGAUUUCUUUGCGGGGGCGAGACAGGCGAUGGAGGAUGGGACGAGGCAGGCCAUUGCUGAUAGCACCCGCCCCGCUCAAAGAGCCAGUCCUGGGCUGCAGGAUAAGCUAUCAGCGGUGUAUGCAGCGGGCAACACGGUCCCCAUCCCCUUCCUCCGAGCAUGCGACAUCUACCCCUCCUCCCUCAUCGCCUCAUCCGGCCCCGACGGGGCUCCCUUUGAUCAGUGUGGGCUGGAGGCGAUUCAAGAGCUGUCAGGGAGUGGUGGGCUGGCAGGCAGCAAGGGCGCCAGACGAACACCUGCUGCUGAGGUGAGGCGGAACACUGUGAGGUAG